Molecule: messenger RNA, 870 nt
Organism: Alnus glutinosa
Lineage: Eukaryota; Viridiplantae; Streptophyta; Magnoliopsida; Fagales; Betulaceae
Product: dirigent protein 19-like
Exons: 1
Coding region: 90-668 (192 amino acids)
Source: RefSeq, a predicted model, not a curated record
CCACAGCGACCCUUUAGCCUUUGUUCCCCAUAUAUAUAAAGGUUGUACGUAUUCACCAUUAAUUAGUUAGUAAAUACACAGAGUUCAACAUGGCUAGAAUUCUUCCUGCCUUUAUCGUCUUCUUCCUUCUCUGUUCCUUCUCUGCAACCUCGGUCUCCGCCGGAGAAGAGCAAGGCUUUGGAAGACCUUUGGACCGGAAGAAACACAAGCUCAAGAAAGAGAAGCUCAGCCACUUCAACUUCUUUUUUCAUGACAUCCAGAGUGGCCGGAAUCCCACCGCUGUACAGAUUGUGCCGCCGCCCUCCAACACAUCAAAGACGUUCUUUGGUUUUGUAAACAUGUUUGAUAACCCAUUAACCUUAGGACCCGAACUGAGCUCGAAAACGGUAGGAAAGGCACAGGGGUUUUAUGGCUCUGCUUCACAAGAAGAAUUUGCUUUGUUGAUGGUCAUGAACUUUGCCUUCAUUGAAGGAAAAUAUAAUGGUAGCACUCUUUCCAUUCUCGGAAGGAAUCCGGGCGCCACCAGCAGGGUGAGGGAGUUUCCGGUGAUCGGAGGCAGCGGGCUGUUCAGGUUUGCCAGGGGUUAUGCUCUGGCCACCACUCAUGAGCUGAAUAUGAAGACAGGCGAUGCCAUAAUCGAGUACAAUCUCUAUGUCUUCCAUUAUUGAUGUUCGAUCUUGACCUUUUCUUGGUCAUGACCCAUCAGGUUCCUUUUUCUUUUUUCUUUCACAAACUUCCUAUCUUUAAUUAGCUUUCAAUUAUUCUGGCUACUUUUGACAAACCUUUAAGUCCAUUUGGUUGGUUUGUGUUUGUUUGUAUUACUUCCACAUAUAUUGUACAAUUAAGUAAUAGACAUUUCAGACUUUGUUA